AUGCCAAAGGUCACUAGUUUUGCGCCAGCCUGGCUAUGCCGGCCCUCGCCUGGCGCCAGCCUUUUCACCAGCGCCUCCAACAAAGGUCCUUCGCAGGCCCUCCGAAAUGAAUCAAAAUCCGUUACACCAGAUUCAGCGACUCGGACAAUCGCCAAGAGAGGAAACGAGAUAUUUGUCGUUGUCGAUAAUGAAAUUCGAUGGUCGGACCUUGCGCGACUGAAAGACCAAUGGCAACAAGAAGCUCGGCAGAAGAAGAGCUCUUCUGGCCCUAUUAAUGAGCAGGCAAACGGUACUAAAAUCCCACCCUACAGGGUUCUGGCGGUACCCGUCUACGGCCUCAUUAAACAAAUCCUACCCUCUCCGAAUGGCGCGUUCCUCGCAAUCGUCACUGAGCAUACUGUCCAUAUCUCUGUCCUCCCUGAUUCUUCACAUCUAUCCUCCACAGAUACGUCACCCAUUCGUUUAAAGACUUACCAGCUUGGCCCGACCACCCACGUCAUUCCAGAAGCGCCAGUGGUAUCUGCUCUAUGGCAUCCCCUUGGGCUCCACACCAACUUGAGUGGGUGUAUCGUGACAGUCACCUCAGAUGCAGCGGUGCGUGUGUGGGAGUUGGACCGGAACAAUCACUGGUCUUUUGACCAGCCUACCCUGGCAGUAGAUCUGAGGAAGCUGGUUGACGGGACCUCGUCGGACCAGGAUUUCGCACCCUCAGGAUUCGGUAAAAACAAGGGCUUCUCCGCCGAUAUCAUUGAUAUGGAGGUUGCUUCUGCCUGUUUCGCGGGCACUGGAAAUGAGAGAGAGGAUGCUUGGGCGCCUAUGACUCUCUGGGUUGCUAUGCGACCAGGUGAUCUUUAUGCUCUUUGCCCUUUGCUGCCAUCUAAAUGGCAGGCCCCGUCUACAACCAUUCCCUCGCUUUCUUCGGCUAUUGUUCCGAAGUUGGCAGCUCUCGAAGAGGCCCCUGAGGAUCUUGAGGAGCAAUUGAUCGCGUGCCGGCAACAAUAUGACUGGCUGCGAGAGAUCGAUGAGCAAGAACCUUUGGACGCUCCAUUGGAGGCUGGCAACAUACAGGGUGCAGAUGUCUUUACCCGUCCGUCAGUUCCAAGCGCUAUUCCACGUUUGCAAGGCCCGUUCCGUUAUGACAUCGGGGACGACUUAGAUGAUCUCGAUCUCUGUGACAUCCUCGUCAUUGCGGCCCGACUCAAUGUUGAAGACCUCAUGAUGGGCGAAGAUGAGGAGCUUGCUGUCGAAGCCACUGAGAAAGACAAGCUCUCAGCAACUGUCAUUUGCCUGUCGAGCGGGAAUGGCCGUGUCAACAUUUGCCUGGAGCUUGAUGGCGUCGAGGGCCAGUGGCUUCCUAAAGCUAAAAAUAACACAUUCCGAACUCCUCUCUCAGACCCCUCCGAUCUCGUCUUGGUGGAAUCACUUGACACCAUCAAAACCACAGGGAUCGAGUCGGUAGCAUGGCCAGUCUUCACCCGAGAUAUUCACUCACGCUACUCCUUCUUCGUAACUACUGCUACAAACGUGGUAUCUUUCUCCAUGUCUUCCUGGGUGCAGAGACUUGAGGCCGAAUUGCAGGCAGAGGAUCCAUCGGGCUCUGGUUUCCGCCUGCAAGUUCUAUGCAGCGGAAAUGUCGCCCACAGAGAGCGAAUCUUGCAGGUUUCGGAUGUUGACAUCCCACCCCAGGGCGCACACCUUGCUGGCUCUGUGGUUUUCUAUGAUUUUGACCUCGGCUAUCUUUUACUCACCUAUCACGCUUCAACCCCGUACUCCGCUAUCAUGGACGCUCCAGAAGACUCUUUCUCUGCCGCGAUGGAUUCUCGUUUGGAACAGAGAACAAGUGUUCCUGGGUCUCCUGUUGCAUUACCUCAACGAGCUCCAUAUCAAGUUCCGGCUAUUUUCUACGCGGCCUCCCCUAUGGAAUCCUUUGUCGAUACGCAAGUGCCUCACCGGCAACGGCACACCCUCAAGGAGCAGGUGCGCCUGUCGCCAGCAACUUUGGAUCUUGUUGCUACUGCCCACCGCCAGCUUGCGUCUUAUACCAAUGGACUCGAGAGAGCUGCCUCGGAUCUUUUCCGUCGCUGUGAACGGUUGCAAGGGGAGAUGCAGGACCAGCUGAAACAAAUUUCUGCCGUAGCGGAGCAAAUCAAGGGAGUGACAAGCAAGAUGAGUGAAGACGGUGGACACAAGGAAGGCACUGGAAGAGGUGAAGCCAUUGAUACGCGACUGCAAAAUGCAAAGGACAGGCAACUCCAGCUUGUACAGCGUUAUGAUGCGUUACGCAAGAAGGUUCUCAAUUCAGGUGGACGUCCUCUGAGUGAGAAGGAGACAGCCUGGGCCAUGGAAGUCAACGCUUUGUCUGAAUCGCUUGAGAAUAAGGACGACGAUGAAAAGCAGCAACUUGCCGCGCGGCUGGAGACGGUCAAACAACUUGCCCUUGACCUCAUGUCAGAGAGCAAAUCGAUUGCUGCCAGGGCUCCUGUCUCCCCAGACCUUGGAGAUUCUUCUACUGGAGCCUCUCAGCCUAUGGUACCGCAACGCCUGCAGCGCCAGCGGGUCACCGAAGCUAUGAGGAUGGUUGAACGAGAAUCUGCGGUUAUCGAUGCUAUCACUUCUCGUCUGGGACGUCUCAACACCUCCCUCUAG
Penicillium odoratum is the source of this 2646-nucleotide messenger RNA. RefSeq lists its product as uncharacterized. The record is from RefSeq and is a predicted model, not a curated record. Gene Ontology annotation, biological process: ribosomal large subunit export from nucleus; mRNA export from nucleus; ribosomal small subunit export from nucleus. The transcript is spliced from 4 exons. Bases 1 to 2646 code for a protein of 881 amino acids. Gene Ontology annotation, cellular component: nuclear pore. Lineage: Eukaryota; Fungi; Ascomycota; Eurotiomycetes; Eurotiales; Aspergillaceae. Gene Ontology annotation, molecular function: structural constituent of nuclear pore.